Daktulosphaira vitifoliae (grape phylloxera) is the source of this 2636-nucleotide messenger RNA. Its product is annotated as fatty-acid amide hydrolase 2-A. The record is from RefSeq and is a predicted model, not a curated record. Lineage: Eukaryota; Metazoa; Arthropoda; Insecta; Hemiptera; Phylloxeridae. The transcript is spliced from 8 exons. Bases 405 to 2066 code for a protein of 553 amino acids.
UUAAAGUGAUUAAAUGACGUUUUGACUUAAUUUCGCAAUGUAAUUAUCCUAAAAAAAAUGUAUUAAAAUAUCUUCUUCCUAAAAAUUCUUUUAACAUAAUCGUUUUUGUAUUAAAACAAAUUUUAAAAAUUUUUUCAGUUAGGUCCCCUUCUUUUAUUACAGUAAUAUAACACGUUAUUCCACUAUUACUCAUUAGUAUGCUUCUUAGCACAACGUGUAUAUUAAUAUUUACUAAUUAGUAACAAUUUCUAAUUGUUUUUAUUAAUAUUAUUUAAACCAAUUCAUUCAUUACAUAGUUACCUUACAACUAUUUAUAGUAGUUGUUAACUUAUAAUUGCCAUUUUUAAUUAAAUAUUUUUGUAAAUUUAAAUUUAAUUUUAAUUGAAAACUUUUUAUUUUAAAUAAUGAUUCAUCAACGUAGGAAUGAUAAGGAAAGAACUCAUUUAAAAAAAAACCGUACUCCAAAAAAACAUAAAACAUUAUUAUCACGUUCAUGUAGUUGUUUGUUAUAUAUCAUUAAGUUUCUUCGUUUUGUUUAUGAUUUUGUUAUAACAUAUAUAUUUGAUUAUUUAAAUAGUGAAGUACCAAUAAAAAAACUGCCCCCUGUUAAUGAUGACUUAGUAAUUCAAAGUUGUGUUACUAUAGUUAACAAAAUUAAAACCAGAAAAGUAUCAUGUCGCUAUGUAGUUGAGUGUUUCAUUAAGAGAAUUAAUCAAGUUAAUUCAAUUUUAAAUGCUGUAGUAGAUUCUCGCUUUAAAGAAGCUUUAUCUGAAGCCGAUGAAUAUGAUAAAUUAAUAGAGUUGGCUGACACUGAGGAUAAACUUAAUUUAAUUUUUGAUGGCAAACCAUUAUUUGGUAUUCCUUUUACUUCAAAAGAAAGUACAGGAGCCAAAGGAAUGGCUUGGACAUUUGGUUUAAAAUCUAGGGCAGGCAAUAAGUGUAAUGAAGAUGCUGAAAUUGUACAGUCAUUAAAAAAGGCUGGUGCAAUACUUAUAGCAAUUACAAAUGUACCUGAACUAAAUUUAUGGUGUGAAACUAGAAAUAAAGUGUAUGGUCAAACAAAUAACCCAUAUGAUACUACACGUACUGUUGGAGGAUCAUCUGGUGGAGAGACCAGCAUUGUGUCAGGAUGUGGAAGUCCAUUGGGACUUGGAACUGACAUUGGUGGAUCAGCUCGUAUUCCAGCAUUUAACUGUGGAGUAUUUGGACACAAAUUAACUACAGGUUUAAUAAAUACCAAAGGUAUGACAUAUAGAAUGGGUACUGAAAAAGACACUAUGGUAAGUGCUGGGCCUAUAACGAAAUAUGCAGAAGAUCUAACACCUGUCAUUAAAGCUUUGGUAGGUCCAGAAAAAUCAUUAGAAAUGAAAUUGGAUGAUGAGGUUGAAUUAUCAAGUUUAAAAUAUUUUUAUGUUGACGACCCUAAAGAUCUUAGACUUAGUGCUAUUAGUGAUGAAUUACAAAUGGUAUUAAUACGAGUUGUUAAUUCUUUUAACACACUAACAGACUUACCUCCACAAAAAAUAAAUCUUCCUGGUUUAAGGUAUAGUUAUACUUUAUGGAGGUAUUGGAUGACUCAAGAAGAAGAUUCAGACUUUCCAGGUGCAUUAGGAAACCAAGAGACUAGAGUUUCUGUUUGGCAAGAAGUACCAAAAUUGAUUGUAGGUCAGUCAAAUCAUACUUUGGCUGCCAUUUUGAAAUUAAUAGAUUUAGAACUUCCUAAAGUAAAUGAAACUUGGGCAAAAGCUGAAACAGAAAAACUUUCAGAAGAAUUAACAACAUUAUUGAGUAAUGAUGGAGUUUUGUUUUUUCCAUCCUCUCCUACUACAGCCAAACAUCAUUAUGAACCUUUUUUUUACCCUUUUAACUUUGCAUAUUGGGCAAUAUUUAAUGUGUUGAAACUUCCUGUAACUCAAGUUCCACUUGGAUUAGGCAAAAAUGGUCUGCCAUUGGGAAUACAGGUAGUUGCUGGGAAAAAUCAAGAUAGACUCUGUGUUGCUGUGUCUAAACAUCUAGAAAAAAUAUUUGGUGGCUGGAAAUCACCUUUUGCUAUAAAAACAGUUUGAAAAAUAAUUAUAUAUUAGAUUAUUGUGGUUUAAGGGUUUUUUUUUCAAUUUAAAAAAGUUUAAAGGUGAUCUUUUUGUAAUAUAUUUUAUAAGAUGCUCUUUGUAAAUCAAGGAAUUAUAAUAUAUAUAUAUAUAUAUAUAUAUAAUCAUCUAAAAGAAAUAAAAAGGGGUUGUAAGCAUUAAUAAUGUACAUAUCAGUGUUUAUACAAAUGAAAGCAUUAGGGGAAAAACUGUAAUAGUCCAUUUCUGUACAUUUUUCAGGGAAGCAAAAAAAAAAGUUAUAAAUUCUUAUUUUGUUAAUAAUAAAACAAAAAUAGAUGCUUUAGUAUCAGCAAAAUAAAAACAUUUUUUAUCAAAUGGAUCUAAUUACUUGGUUCUACUGCUAAUAGGCAAUCGAAUCAAACCAUGAAAUUAAAAUUAAAAAAAAAAUGGACCAUUCUUAUUUUUUUACUAUAUUCUUCAAAUAUUAGAUUAUUAUCUAAUACUUCUAUACAAAUCUAACAUUGACUGUAUUUUUUAUUAGAUGUAAUUUUAGUAAGAUAAAUAUAAAUAUAUAUAUAUGUUUUUAUA